AUGUCACUUAUGCAAGAAAUUGAAAGUAAUUCAAUGGAAACUCGUCAACUUCAUUCAAGUCAAAAAGAAGCAAUUAAGAAGAUAGCUGAAUUUUCAGGAGAAUCUAAUGAAAUUGACAUAGAUGAAUGGUUGUACGAUUUAAACAAUUUAUUUUCAUUAAUGAGAUUAAAAGAUGAAACAAGGAUUCUGGAAACGAUGGGUAAAUUAGCAGGACCUGCAUUAAGAUGGUAUCAAGAAAAUUUAAGAUCAUUCAUUAAUUGGAACGAUGCUGAAAAUGCAUUACGCGACCGGUUCAAAGAAUUUACACCUGACAGUCAAUUACUGCAAGAAUUCAUUCACAUUCAUCAAGAAGAAAAUCAAUCGGUAACAUCAUUUUACGAACAUGUUAUUCGGAAAUACAGAAAAGCUCGACAAUGCAUAACCGAACAACAAGUUAUUACAGUUUUACAAACUGGUGUAAAAAAUUCAUUAAAGGAAUAUUUAAUUCGAAAUGAAAAAGGUAUCACGAAACCAGAUGAAUGGUUGCAAUAUUCAACAACAACGUAA
This is a messenger RNA of Rotaria socialis, 546 nucleotides long. The record is from the annotation of a GenBank genome assembly. NCBI's taxonomy places the organism in Eukaryota, Metazoa, Rotifera, Eurotatoria, Philodinida, Philodinidae.